AUGCUCCGACGUGUUUACAUCGUCUCCUUGUUGUUCAUCGCAGCCUCGCUCGUUUUCCUGCCUUCAACAUUGCUCAGCAAAAAGCUGGAAGAUAAAAGCUACCGGUAUAUAAACGAUGCUGAGUUCAAAUCAUUUCUACAAACCCAUCACCAAGAACAUCAAUCAGAAAACUUGAGCAUUCUAAAGGCACCAGUGCACAACCAUCGUGAAAAUGCUACAUUCCUAAUGUUGGCUCGAAACCAUGAUUUAUAUUUGGUGUUGGAAACUAUACAAGUGGUACAGGAUCGAUUCAAUGACAAGUUUAAUUAUGAUUACACUUUUCUCAAUGACGAACCAUUCUCAUCCGACUUUAUCUACCUUAUCGGUAGUUACAUUACUCGUGGAAAAGUUAAUUUUGGAGUUAUACCUAAGGAACAUUGGUCAUAUCCCAGUCACAUCAAUACUACCAAAUGUGCUGAAGUACGGGCUAACUUUGCUGAUAUUCCAUAUGGAGAUUCGGAAAGUUAUCGACAUAUGUGUCGUUUCUAUUCAGGGUUUUUCUACAAACAUGAGAUGGUGAGACAGUAUCAGUAUUAUUGGAGGAUAGAACCGGAUAUCAAGUUAUAUUGCGAUGUGAAUGAAGACUUGUUUCGUACAAUGAGGGAAAAACAUAAGAAAUAUGGCUUUGCUAUUGCUCUUUUUGAAUAUUCUGAAACCAUACCAACUUUAUGGCCCCAUGUGCUCGAGUACAUAAAAGAACGACAAUUGCAACCUGAGCUUUUGCCAAUGUUCACCAAUAAGUUCAACUGGUACAACUUGUGUCAUUUUUGGUCAAAUUUUGAAAUAGCAAAUCUAGAUGUCUUUAAUGAUCCUCAGUAUGAGGACUUUUUUGAAUACUUGGAUUCGGUGGGUGGGUUUUUCUAUGAGCGAUGGGGUGAUGCUCCUAUACAUACAAUGGCAAUGAUGAUAAUGUUGUCCAAAAAAGAUCUCCACUGGUUUGCAAAUAUCGGGUAUACCCAUCCACCAUAUGUGCAAUGUCCUCAAAAUCCUGCAAUUUACGUGCAAAAUAGAUGUGUAUGUGAUCCCGAUGAAGAUGUUACGUUAAAUGAUAAUACAAGUUGCAACAGCCAUUUCCUCAGGUUUUUAGAAAGCUAA
Molecule: messenger RNA, 1134 nt
Organism: Lodderomyces orthopsilosis Co 90-125
Lineage: Eukaryota; Fungi; Ascomycota; Pichiomycetes; Serinales; Debaryomycetaceae
Product: glycosyltransferase family 15 protein
Exons: 1
Coding region: 1-1134 (377 amino acids)
Biological process (GO): protein N-linked glycosylation; protein O-linked glycosylation; cell wall mannoprotein biosynthetic process
Cellular component (GO): Golgi apparatus; membrane
Molecular function (GO): alpha-1,2-mannosyltransferase activity
Source: RefSeq, a predicted model, not a curated record